Molecule: messenger RNA, 918 nt
Organism: Opisthocomus hoazin
Lineage: Eukaryota; Metazoa; Chordata; Aves; Opisthocomiformes; Opisthocomidae
Source: RefSeq, a predicted model, not a curated record
AUGAGUCAGAAGAACUGCUUAGUGAAGAAUCUGAAGAGGUUUCGGAAGCAGUUAGAAAGAGAAGAAGGAAAGCUUCAGGCAACAAAAAGUGCCUUUAUUCCGAAGACCUUAGAGUGCCAUUUGUUUGUGGAAGAAUUUUGCAAGAAUCCUGGCAUCGCUUGGAUUGUGAAACCAGUAAGUGCGUGACAGGAUGAAGGAAUUUUCCUGUUCCAAAAACUGAAGGGUAUCCUGGAUUGGAAGAGGUGCCAACGACUCUGGUCAGUGGGAGUUUGCUUUGUGGAUGUGGACAACGCUCUCAUCGAGAGCCUCCGGAGUGUUCAGAAGGCCAUUAGCAGGGACAAACCCUGCUUUGAGCUCUGCGGCUAUGGCACCCUGAUCCAGCAGGAUCUGAAACCAUAAGGCUGGCCUCUGGCGGUAAAUGCAUCACCUUCCCCCACUGCCAGUAGCCAGGAAGACUGUGAACUCCAGUGUCAUCUACUCAAAGACACACUGCAUAUUGUGGCCAGGGAGAGCAGGCUGACGGGGAAGGAGAAGCGUGUUGGUGGCUUUGCCCUGAUACGCAACGACGGGCCUGCCAGCAGCGGGGCAGACGUGGGUGCUCCGGCGAAGGAGAACCUCUUGGCAAACACACGUUUGGUGGCCGUUCCCACUUUUCUCUGGACAGUGCUGGCUCUGCGCAAGACGCUGGCCGCCUUGCUUCUGAAGGCUUCCCAGCUUGGAAGCUGCAAUGAGCUCGAACGCGUGUGGAAGCGGCCAAGGCAGUGCCGGGCUGCCUGGAGGCGGCACCCCGGCCUGCUGGGCUGGAUGGCCGUCAGGGAGCCGGGAAGGGGCGGUGCUGUGGCCGAGGUCCUGCGUGGCUGCGCGGGAGGGAAGAGCGCAGGGGAUCAGGCCCAGCGCUGUCACUCCUGCGAGGUUUGA